GACUGUCAUCAUUCUCUACGCGUUGCACGCUUGCAUUUACUAAUCUCCGCGGAGUGUGUAAGUGUUGACAAACAGUUUAAAGGAAAGACGGAAAAGCAACGUAUCGUAUAAUAUUUAUUUGCACGACGAACAAUACCGUGUCUUCCUGAAUGCACGGCACAUCGAAUCAUUUAGGAAGAAUCGCGAGUUUCUUUCAUACAGUGUCGGGCUAUGGAGAAUGAACAGCGGCAUUAUGAAUUAAGAAGCGGUAGCAGAUCACGCUCUCAGACUCCUUUGGUCCUCAGUCGUGCCUUGAUAGAACCGGAAACUCUAGAACACCAUUAUGAUUUACGAAAUCGGAGUAGGGAAAGGUCUCAUACACCCGCAGAAUCCACAAGUAGCAGACGGUCCGGUUCUAGAUCCUUGCCUAGUAGUAGCAGUAAAACGUACGAACAUACUAUAGAUACGAUAAUAGAAAAGGAUGAGGAAGCCGACAGAACAAGGUCUUACGUAGAGAGUCAAAGUAAGCGGCCUGAGAAUCCUACGAGAAAGAUGGAGCGCAGGUCCGAACGACAGAAAGUGAAAAGGGAUAUAUUCUCGAACGGACAAAACGAGAAGGAUAAUUCUUUUAAUCGAAAAAUUGAGACGCGGUACAAAAGUAACUCUCCCCGUAGAAUGGUAACUAGCGAUUAUUCUUCGGAGGAAGAGAAACGAGAAGACGUGCCUAAAAGACCGACUACCGCGCAUGAAAUUUACAAACAAGCCGGCGAUUGGUGGAACGUAUUCCCAAAGACGGACUACACUUAUUCGGAAAAGUCUCACUGUCGUUACGAAAUAGCACCUGGUGUAUUAGCAAUGCCCAAUAUGUCACGGCGCUCUAUACAUUCGGAUUCGGACACUUCCAAUCGGUUAUCGCAGGAACUAUCGGAAAGCGGUAUUUACGUAUCGACGAAUAACGAAGAGGACAAAGAAACAAACACACAGAGUCGUAAAACGGAAGUAAUGGACGAAAGUUGCGUAUUGCCGUCAGAGCUACACGCUUCUAAUGUUAAUACGCGAUCUCGGCAACAAUACACAAAAAAGCACGUCGAACAGUAUCAUUCGCAUAGAGAAGUAGUUUACACAGUUCCUAGGAGUUCAACGAAUUCGGAACCAAGACAAUUAAUGCAUUCUGCUACGCCAUUGAAACAUACAGACUCUCGAAAGUACGGUGUCACGACUUCCAUCGACUCUGACACAGAAUUGGAAGAUGCGGUAUCGAUAUCGAGCAAGUACAACGAGGGGAGAAAAAUAACGCAAUAUUUCCUAAGUUUCGUAGCUACUAUUGUCUACGGGUUCAACAAAGUACUUGAAUUUCUAAAGCUAAAGACGGUUAGGAGAAGAGAAUAUCGCGCUACUUACGAAUAUCAGAGAUACGAACCGGCAAAGUAUAAAAUCUGGUGGCAACGCGUUGAUCGUUGCUUGCAGUAUGUUUACCUGUUUAUGGUAAAAGUGUUCUGCUUCGAUUCGUGGCUGUUGAGCCGGUUUUCCAGUGUCAGAAGAUGGACGCAACAGAGGAGCCCACUGAUCCUUUGGAUCGCUCUAUUGCCAUUGCUUCUCUUGACCGGUUCUUGGUGCCUACCGUAUCUAUCGACAUCGUUUCUACCGACCAAAAUCAUAACGCGACAAAUCGAGAAAGCCUCGGAUCUGUUUGCAGCGGAUAAACUGCAAUCGUUCGGAGAGGAAUAUCUCGAAAAGGAGGGCGACUUUACGCCGAUCGCGGAGAGAUUAAACAGCAGAACCAACAGUUUAGAGCAUCGAACAAUUGACCAAACUAAUCGUCUUUUAAAUAUUAGUAGAAUGCUCGAGAAAUUGAAGGAAAACGACUUCGUUUGGUCGGAGUACAACAACAAGAUGGUGCUACUCGAAAAGAAUUUAGAAGGUCGUGCGUUCGGCGACGCGCAUGCGCACGAAAUCGAAGCCAUUAAAUUGCAAUUGAAAACGUUGAAGGAACUUUAUUCGGAGUUAAAAUCGUGCUGCAACACCCACGUAAGCGUGAUCAGUAACGAUGACUUGGAGAAACGCAUCGAAACGAUCGUAGCCGGACAUUUCGAUGGCACGACAUCGAAAAAACAUACGAUCAAUGUCAUCAAAAAUUCCAUGGUCGCGGGCGACGUGAAAGAUCCGAAAACGCUUCAAGACGAAUCGUGGGAAGGUAACGACAAUGUGGCAAUCGAGCGUAUGCAAGAAAUAGUUAGGAAUGCCUUAAGGAUAUACGACGCGGACAAAACAGGACGCGUCGACUACGCUUUAGAGACGGCUGGUGGUCAGAUUAUCAGUACACGUUGUACACAGAAAUACGAUAUAAAAACGCGAGCUUUCAAAGUGCUGGCAUUCACGCUGUACCACGAGAACAACAAUCCUCGAACGGUGAUACAAGGAAAUCCAAUACAACCGGGCGCUUGUUGGGCGUUUCAAGGAUUUCCAGGUUAUCUGUUGAUCAAAUUACGCAGUUUCAUACACGUUACCGGAUUCACGGUCGAGCAUGCGCCAAAAUCAAUUUUACCCAAUGGAGAGAUGAGGAGUGCCCCGAGAAAGUUCAAUGUCUGGGGUUUCGUUGACGAGAACGACGCCGAGCCUGUGAUGUUCGGUGAUUACGAAUUCGCAGCCACGGACGACAGUUUGCAAUAUUUCCCCGUUCAAAACACGACGAUCGAGAAGCCUUACGAAUACGUCGAGUUAAGGGUUCACAGCAAUCACGGACAGCUCGAGUAUACAUGUUUGUACAGAUUUCGCGUGCAUGGGAAACAGGUGUAAAUUUUACAGUGAAGAUAUAUAAAAACGUACGUUUCUGUGUCGUUGCGAUGUAUGGUGUAAAAACAGGAAUGCAGUUUUGGGCGUCAGUUACCGUUGGUAGACGAUAGAACGUGUUCAGCAUUCGAGGAUUGGGCCCCGGGUUUACGUGACUCCGAUCUUCGUCGUUUUGUUCGUGCGCGUGUUGUGCUCUCUUUUUUCUAAUCGUAACGUUUAAGCACAAAGGUAACAACCUGCCACGACGAAAUGACGUUUUCGUGGAGAGGUUUUUACGCGGCUACUUAAAAAUCUGUGUCAUCGUACUCUUUCGUUUUGCGACGAGACGAAAAGGAACGAACCAAAACCGUAAUACCCGAGAAAAGAAUACUCGUCGGCGUUCCAAAUAUUAUCCAAAGUUAAGUAUUUCAUUAAAGUUGUAAAGUUUAUGGCGACAGUACAAAUUGUAAAACGGAAAAACAAUUUUUUAGCUUAAGGAUUGCAUAUACGGAGUGUUUCUACCAUCACUUUGAUCAUGAUAUCGUGUUUUUCUUUCUUUUUUUUAGAAGUUUAACUUAACACCGUAGGCUCGUAAUAUAUUUCGCUUGUACACGUAUGUACAUAUGUACACGUGUGGGUACAUGUGUACAUAUACAUAUACGUUAAACAUGUAUAAAGUACCAAGAAACAUUAUUUUCUAGAUGUACAUUUUUUUUUGCAUUCGAUCCUCAAGCCCAACCGAUCGCAGUCUCUAAUUGCGUGAACGUUUCGUAGCGUCGUUACUUUUUCGUUUCCCUUUCUCCCUUCCUUCCCUGUUUCUUUCAGCAGAAUAUUUACACGGUCGUUGCGUAGGUCUUACCUUGCUUGUUUUUUUUUUUCAUAAUAUUAUUUAUGAAUAUAAAAGAUAAUGUAGUGGCGUAGAUAAUAACGAACUCGACUGGAAAUAUUACACCGCGUCGAGUUCAGUCGACUUAUUACGGUGACAACCGAUCUGCGUUAUCGAGAUCGAUAGGACGGACAUAUCGAUAUCUUGACAAGUUUAUACAAGUCGUGAAAGAGACAAGUGAAUUUUGUUGCGAUAAAGACAUAAAGUGUGAUGUGCGACAGUGAUACGUGAAUAUACACAAACUUACUGCAUUCGAGGUAAGAAAUUCCUAUAACGAGCACGAACUUAUCAGUGAAAACGAUAUUGCACGUAAUACAACGUCAGCUCGCGAAAGCAAACUAACGGAUUAACAAGUGGACGGUUUAAAUGUUUGUAAUACGUUCAUUUUCUAUUAAUUUUUCGUAGCUCUUGUUAAGGUCAAAAAUCGGAUAUUGUCCGUUGCGUGAAACGAAACGGUUAUACAUACAAGUAACGUGUGCCUUUAGUUUAUUUUUGUAUUAAUAGUAUCCGCACUCUGUACCGGAUAUCGUUCGUAUUUCGGAGCACGUUGUUCCGUGAAACAAUACUGUAACUGAAGUUGAGCGUUGAAGUAGCUCGAUUCUUAUCGGAUUUUUCCUCGGCAUUUGCAUACGCAAACCAGUCGAGAUAUUUCUCGUAAAAAUUAAGUGACACGCACAGCGCCAUCUAGAAUUCAUUUAGUUAAACCUGUAUUUUUCUGAAGUGAUUUUUAAAUUAAAGAGUGUGUAAUUUUCGAAAGGUGAUAUUCUCGAUGUACGACUCGGUGUCUCUCGAAUUACAAUUCUUUUCGGCCCUUUCCCUUCUUCGUUAGCCAUAAACUGUAGCACAAAAUGUGAACGUUGACCUUCGCACGAUAUGCAAAAAUCGCGGGAAAAAAAGUACGAUAUAUCCCCUUUCACGGACCCUGGUGUGCACAGUGCAAGAAAUAGCGUAAAAUCUCAAUAAAGAAAAGCUUUGUUAUGGACCCUAUUCGUCGAAGUAAAGCGUGAGAUCGUCUCGAUACCAGAGAUCACCAUUUUAUUCGAGUAACAG
Messenger RNA from Colletes gigas, 4684 nucleotides. RefSeq lists its product as uncharacterized. The record is from RefSeq and is a predicted model, not a curated record. Gene Ontology annotation, biological process: nuclear envelope organization. Gene Ontology annotation, cellular component: nuclear envelope; meiotic nuclear membrane microtubule tethering complex. NCBI's taxonomy places the organism in Eukaryota, Metazoa, Arthropoda, Insecta, Hymenoptera, Colletidae. Gene Ontology annotation, molecular function: protein-membrane adaptor activity. The coding region runs from base 211 to 2775 and encodes 854 amino acids. The transcript has 15 exons.